AUGCUAUCCCAUUCAACACGCACGUGCUACUCCUGUCCCUUCACUCCCUCAUCCCCCUCUCAUCAUUCCCUCUUUACCAUCACUUCCAUUCCCCGCCACUCCUCUUCUUUCCCACCUCUUCCCUUCCCGCCUUCCCCUUGCAUCACAGCCACCUUGAGGGCAACCAGUUGUCAGGGGAUCUGCCCUCCUUCCGUGACAUGCCCCAUACCUUCAUGGUCUUUGCGCACUACAAUCUACCUCAUAACCGCAUUUGUGUUUGAGUCGCCUCCACAAAAGUUUCCCACCUCUUCCCUUCCCGCCUUCCCCUUGCAUCACAGCCACCUUGAGGGCAACCAGUUGUCAGGAGAGCUGCCCUCCUUCCGUGACAUGGCCAAUAUCAUCAAGGUGUCUGCACACAGCAACUACCUCACAGCCACAGCAAACGCUAACCCCCUUCCAGACUCAGUCGCAGGCGGCCCUUACGAUCACCACAUCAUGUGUCUGUUACACCACAACUGCCUUGAAGACAACUCCAAUUAUUGCCUCCCUGGGAAGAAACAGAGGCGAGCCAGCGAGUGCCGGGCAUUCUGUGGAACGGACCCGCUCACCCCGCCGUGCAGCGGCCAUGGCGUGUGCUCCUUCGUGCCGGACCCCUCUCGCGACAUGGCUGCCCGUGAGGAUGAUGAGGAUCAACAGCCGCCACCCCACUGUGAACCUGAGGGUCACUGCGACUGUGAUGAGGGAUACACGCCAGGGGCUGCUGCUGGCACGUGCGUCCUUCACGGUGGCACUGAGGGGGCUGGAGUGACACGCGCUUCAUCAACCCUUCCCGCUUUCCCCACUCUUCAUCCCCCUCUCCCCCCCAAUCCUUCCCCCUUCCCCCCUUGUCAGCAACGGCAAUUCUUUGAACUGGUGGACGUGGACGCGUUCGGCAGUGACACGCGGUUCAUAGGGCCAGCGCUAGCAGCCACGGCGAGGGGGGGGCUGCUCUACCUCACCGCCACCGACGGCUUCUCCUCCGCGGGCCAUGCUCCCUUCCGCGCGCUAGCAGCAUACGGUGCGUACAUGCGUCCGCUGCCCUUCUGCAACGAGCUGGGGCUGCGCAUGCUGCUGGGGGCGGCGGUGCGUGAAGCAGCCACGCGCAAGCUCACGGUGGCCCCCGUGUUCUCCCUCUACGCGCCCCACGGGCCUGUCUUUCGAGCGCUCGUGCGCGUGCACCCCGCUUCGCCUCACCAACAGUGGCAGGGCGAGAACUUUGGCUUCAUAGCAUACUGUCAUUCGUGUGGGCACUCCAAGGUGCUGGCAUGGGAUGCACUCGGCUGUGCUCUCUGCAAUUGCCUGCAGCGAAAGGGCCAUCCAGCCCAUGCUUCUUUUGCUGCUGCUGCUGCCGCUGCUGCCACCACAUCUCCCUCUUCCCCUUCCUCAUUAACCCCCUCCUCCUUUGAUAGUCCCUCAAUGGAAGCAAGCUCUUCUCCUUCCCAGCAGCAGCAGCAGCAGCAGCAGCAAGUGUCAGGUGGCAUGGAUGAUCAUCAAAUGCUCAGUGAAAUGGGCCUUCGGCGUAUGGUGGUGGUGGGGCCGCUGUGGGUGGGCCCACUGCACGACCCAAUCGAAUUGCGCCACAUGGCAGAGGAUGCGCGGGUGAAAGGGUGGAAGGCAGCAGGGCGGGUGCUGGAGGUGAUGCAGGAGGAGGCACAGGAGGGACUGCCUCCGUGGUUCUUUAAGAUGGAUCAUGUUUCAAAGCUUGCAGGUGUACCCACGCCUCCACGUUCAGAGCUUAUGAGAUUGCUAAGUGAGCGCGGUUUCCUGGUUUCACGGUCGCACGUGGAAGUCACAGCCAUAAAGACAAACUGUCCAUUAGAGAAAGUCGUUCAAUUAGCACGACAAUUGAGCCAUCGACACAGGCAUACGGUAGAGAGUCCAGGCCCGGGAUCCACGAUGCUUUCUGCUGCCGCCGUCUCAGACCCCGAAACCACCAUUUUCAACACCGCUUCGCUCUCCUCCCUGUUUGAAUCCAAACUUGCGUUCACUGACGUUUCGGGAUCAUCGCCGUCGGCGCAUCACAUUUCGCUGGACGACGCGACAACCGUCAGCAGCAACAGCAACAGCAAUAGUAGCGCCGGCGGCAGCGGCAGCGGCAGCGGCAGCGGCAUCAGCGGCGGUUUUCCCGGAUUGCCCUUGCCUGCAGGAGCGUCUUUCCUUGGCGGCGGCAGCAGCAAUGGGAGUUCCAGUUUGUUCGGUACUCCCGGGGUUAUCGGUAGUAGGCGGAUCUCCCCCACAGAUCUGAACGGCGAUUAUCUCGGCGGAGGCCAUUCGUGGCCGCGAAACGGUCCGGUAGGGUUACCAGCAUCGCAGGGCAGCGGCAGCUCGAUCAUCGGCGGCGUUGGCAGCCAGGGUAACCCGAUUGUGGGAUUCGGCGACGGUUUUAACGGCGGAUUUAACGGCGGAUUUGGCGACGCGUUUGGCGGCGGCAACAGUGGCCUCGGGCACGUUGGGAAGGGAGCGGGGUUGGGAGGUGGCGGCAUGGGGGGAUCCAUGGUUUCUGGAGGUCUCGCCGCGGUGCACGGCGGUAGCUACGCGGAAGGCUCGUCGUUCAACUCGCAUGCUUCGUUUCAGCUGCUGUCGCUUGCAAGGCAGCAGCAGCAACACCCAGGUCAGGAUCUGAUAGCCCAGCAGCAUUUGAAUCUACAUCCUGGGAAUCCUGCCAUGCUUCCAUUCAUGCAGCAGCAACAGCAGCAACAGCAGCAACAGCAGCAGCAGCAGCAGCAGCAGCAGCAGCAGCAGCAGCAGGCACGGCAGGGUCAGCUAGUGCAGCUGCAAGGCACGGAUCUCGCGAUCCAAGGCCCGAAAGUACUAGGUCUGGAUCGCGACGUGCCUCGUGCUUUCGCCGAUCAGCUCCCGUCGCAGAUCCUUCCGGACGACGAGGAAGAGCUCUUCGCAGACAUCGCAGAGGAGUACGAGCGACACCUGCGAUCGGAAGCCGUCGCCGCCGCGGCCGCCGCCGCUGCUGCUGCUACUGCUGCUGUCGCGGAAUCCGAUUCGACCGGCGCAGCCCGUCGCGCGAGCAGCAGCAUGCGCGCAGGGGGGAGCGCGGGCAGCGGAAGGGGGGAGGGGGGAGGCGCGGGGGACGAUGGCGGGGAGGGGGAUGGCGCGGAGGGGGACGACGCGGCGGACGAUUUGUUCUGCAGCAGCGGAGGCAUGGAGCUGGAUCUCGACCCCGCGGACGGCAUGGCGGUGCAGGGGGCUUUCCGCCGCCUGCCCCUUCCGCGCGAUGCCUUUUCCGCCGCCGCCGCUGCUGGUGCUGGUGGUGCUGCUGGUACUCGCGGGGCUCCGCAAGGCGCGGUUCACCAGGGGGCGGGCGGGGGCAAGGCUGCGGCGGCGGCGGGAAUGGUAGCGACGACGACGGCGGUGGCAGCGUCCGCGUUCUCGGGCGCAGCGCAGGGCGCGGGGAGUGAGCAUCCGCGCGGGGAGCGGCCGUCGCGGACGCUGUUCGUACGGAACAUCAACAGCAGCGUGGAGGACGCGGAGCUGCGCGCGCUGUUUGUGCGCCACGGCGACAUCCGCACGCUGUACACGGCGUGCAAGCACCGCGGGUUCGUGAUGGUGUCCUUCUACGACCUCCGCGCGGCGCUCGCCGCCAUGGCCGCGCUGCAGGGCACGCCGCUGCGCCGCCGCAACCUCGACAUCCACUUCUCCAUCCCCAAGGAUAACCCGUCGGACAAGGACGUUAAUCAGGGCACGCUGUUGGUUCCAUGUGUGCCUGCAUCCACCAACACGGCCACAACCGGCACCGCCGCCGGUGCCACUGGCUUACCAGAGCACGACCUGCUGCGCAUCAUGUCCGCGUACGGCGACGUCAAGGAGUAUCUGCUGGAGGUGGAUCGGAUACUGCGAGGGGAGGACUCGCGCACCACGCUCAUGAUCAAGAACAUUCCCAACAAGUACACACAGAAGAUGCUGCUUGCAGCCAUCGAUGAGAAGCACAAGGGCACCUACGACUUCUUCUACCUCCCUAUUGACUUCAAGAACAAGUGCAACGUGGGGUAUGCCUUUAUCAACAUGAUGGACCCAUAUAAGAUCGUUCCGCUCUACCAGAGCUUCAACGGGAAGCGGUGGGAGAAGUUCAACAGUGAGAAGGUGGCCAACAUUGCAUACGCGCGCAUCCAGGGCAAGCAGGCCCUCAUCGCGCACUUCCAAAACUCCUCCCUUAUGAACGAGGACAAGCGCUGCCGCCCCAUCCUGUUCCAGUCGCAGGGGCCAAACGCCGGCGACCAGGAGCCGUUCCCAGCGGAGGCGAUGAGCGUGGCGGAAUUUGCGCACGCGUGCGACGGCAUCUCGCGGCUCUUCUCGCUCCUCGGUGUCGCCUUCGCGUUCGCGGGGAAGGACUUCACAGAUAAGGUGAAGGACCUGACGGUAGCAGGCAAGGAGUUCACAACCCUGGGCAGCAUGGUGGAUGCGGACGUGAGUAAAGGCUCCGUGAAGGUGCAGAACAGCCACACGCGCAACCUGCUGCGCGUGCUGCGCGGGCUCGACAUGAUGCGCCGCCUCUUCUGCUACAUCCUUGACGACUGCAUGAGGCCACUGAGGGAGCAUGCGAGUCGGGCAUACAAUGAGGUGUUCAGCGCUCACCACUCGUGGGCCAUCCGCAGCCUCGUCGCUGCUGGCAUGUACGCGCUCCCCUCCACCGACUCCUUCCUGCACCAUCUGGGGGAAGACGAGGAGUCCUGGCGUGAGCCAUCAUCUGAGUUUGUUACAAGUGUUACUGAUGUCGCUGCUGCGGUGGAGGAUCUAUUUGUUUCACGUGAUCUUGGCCUUGACUGGUGA
Closterium sp. Yama58-4 is the source of this 4800-nucleotide messenger RNA. NCBI's taxonomy places the organism in Eukaryota, Viridiplantae, Streptophyta, Zygnematophyceae, Desmidiales, Closteriaceae. The record is from the annotation of a GenBank genome assembly.